CUUGGCAUGUUGUUGUUUUAGAAACCAUCGUAACGGUUCUGAUAGCUUACCAGCUAACGUAGGCUACUUAUUCUUAGUAACUUGGCUAAUCACGAGCUAGAAUCUAUAUUGAGUGAUAUUUAAGUAUGCCUGCACACCGAUAAAGGAUGGGGUGUAAAACCAGCAGAAUUCGACUUUGAAUGGACAUUACUGCAGCAUGACCUUUUCAGUGUUUCAAGAUGCCAGCGGGAGAGAGUGAAGCCAGAGUGAAGACAAAGGCCCUCUUUGAUGAGGUUAUAAAGAGGUACACGGACCCCCCGACACAGAAGAAAAAGUCAAAGAAGGACACCAGACCGGAAGAGAAUGUAGUUCUUGAGACCUUGAAGAAAAAUCUGGACCUCUCCAAAGGUACCGAAGAUGAUGAGACUGUCUUCAACAACACUUAUCAGCCCAAGGAAAGCCCCCGCAACACCAAAAACAGGCAGCGAGAGAGAGAGCUGGCCGAGAAGGCCAACAACAGCGACGAGACCAAGGAAGAGUCCAAGCGCUCCAAAAGCCAGAAAAAGAGCGCAAGGGCACUGCCCCCACUUCUGGAGCCCACUCCCCAGGACAUAGGCUGGGAGGGAGUGGAGGAUGCUGGGAAUAUAUUGGAGCCCAAAGCCACCCUGCGGAAGGAAGGCCCUGGGAAGAAGGCAGGGAGGCACAAGAAGGGGCAGAACAAAGAGGUGGAAGAUAUCAGGGGUCGGGGGGUUGAGCUGGAGGCAGAGGACGAGCUCUUGCAGGAGUACCAGCAGCGAAUUGCUGAGCAGGAGGAGAAGCCAGUCAGGGGGAUGUUGGACAGAAAAACAGCAAACAGGGCGAGUGAUACCGAGCAGGGGAUGGUUCUGAACAACGACGUUGGAAAAAAGAAAAGGAAGAAGCUGAAAUCGCAUGCGGCAGAGGGAGAAGUUGGUCCCGAGGCCAUGGAGAAUAAAACAAAUUCAAAGGAUUUUUCUGACGCUGAGAGAGAGGGACUGAGCAAACCAUCAGCAGAGAUGGAGGAAGUGGAGGAAAGUGAAAAAACACCAAAGGAAAGAGGGAAAAAGAAGAAGAAACAAAAAAUCGAGGUGAGGGCAGAGAGUGGUGAGGAGCCAGAGGGCCCGGUGAAACCUGCCUUCGACGAUAGCCUUGUCCUGGGAGUCUACAUCCACAGAACAGACCGGUUGAAGACAGACCUGAUGGUAUCUCAUCCCAUGGUCAAGGUCCAUGUCAUUGAUGAGAACACGGGCCAGUAUGUGAAGAAGGAGGACAGCCAUCGGCCGGUCUCGUCGUUUUACGAGCAAGAGAACGUGGACCACGUCCUUCCCAUCAUGUCACAACCUUUUGACUUCAGGAAACAUAAGUCCACCAUCCCUGAGUGGGAGGAACAGAUCAUCUUCAAUGAACGCUUUGGCUAUUUCCUCCAGGCUGAAAAUGAAUGCCCCAGAGUGAUACUGUUUUUUGAGGUCCUUGAUUUUCUGAGUAUGGAUGACGCCCGGGCAACUACUGAAGUCGACCACCACGAACGGGGCUUCCGCAAAAUCGCAUGGGCUUUCCUAAAGCUGGUGGGGACAAACGGGAUGCUGAAUGUGGACAGCAGGCUGAGACUCCAGCUGUACUGCCCGCCACCUCGUGCCAGGAAGGUCCCACACACGGUGGAGGUGGUGGAGUGGUGGAGACGUUUCCCCAGGAACAGAUACGCCUCCACGCUUUAUGUCACGGUCAAGGGCCUAAAGCUACCUGAACACGUGGACCCCAGCAUGCGUUCCAUGAUGGCCCUGCAGCAAGAGCGGGGCAGCACCUCCUACAGUGAGCUCCAGAACGAGUUUGUCAGGAAGAGCAACGGCCAGCCGGUCGAGAGUCAAGCCCCAGUCGUGAAAUGGAGUAGGGCGCCCGGACAGGUGUGCCGCAUCCCCAACAAGUCCAUGCUAACGUUCCGCGGGGGCCAGAUGGGUUGCUUUACUCUGCGCUUUUCUCCUGAUGGCAGAGCCCUGGCUGCAGCCUGCGCCGAUCGGGAUGCCUUCCCUGUGAUCGUGUACGAGAUCCCAUCUGGCAAAGUCCUGUCUGCUUUCAAUGGCCACCUCAGCAUUAUAUAUGAUCUCUGCUGGUCCAGGGACAACAACAGUCUGCUGUCAGCCUCUUCCGAUGGGACUGUCAGAAUGUGGAAUGUGGAAAGGCGAGAUCGGAUCGCCCGGAAGGUUCUGCCUCACCCCUCUUUCGUGUACUGUGCUCAGUACCACCCCUCUGCCCAGAACCUGGUAGUGACCGGGGGCUACGACUGCCUGGUGCGCGUGUGGGACGUUGACGUCCACAACGUCAACGGCCAGCUACUACAGGAGUUUGAGGGCCACAAGAGCUUCAUCAACUCCCUGUGCUUUGAUGCAGAGGGGCUGCGGAUGUUCUCUGGGGACAACGCGGGGCUGCUUAUCACAUGGAACACAUCGGUAGUUGGUGGUUCCCCCCAGAACCCAACUCACCGAUGGGGCUUCGAAAGGGAAAUAGAGGAACCUGAUUUGAAGGGUGUUCCUGUCAGCAUGCUGGAAGUGCAUCCAAAUGGACGUCGUCUCCUGAUCCAUGCCAAGGACAACGUUGUGAGGGUCAUGGAUCUGAGAAUACUGGCUGUACAAAAGUACAUUGGAGCAACAAACUACCGGGAGCACAUUCACAGCGCCUUCACCCCCUGCGGCAGCUUCAUCUUCUCAGGGAGCGAGGACGGCAUGGCCUACGUUUGGAAUGCUGAGACAGGUGACCAGGUGGCUGUGUACUCUGAGCUGUGCUAUCCCACACCCCUGCGGGAUGUGGCCUUCCACCCGCAUGAGAACAUGGUGGCUUUCUGCGCAUUCGGACUGAGCCAGCCCGUGCACGUCUAUUUGUACGACCGCAAAGUUACCCAGAUGGAAGUGGAGAGUAUGAAAGGGAUGAACAGGACUGGCUCAGUAGACACCGGAACGUUGCAAACCUUGUCGAACGUGGCGACCUUCCAGGACUCCACUGUGACUGCUAUGGAUCGAUUUGCCAGCACGGCACGCAUGUCGCUGAAGAUGCAGCACGUGAAGCAGAAGCUCGACUCUGUUCUCAAUCCUCGUCAAAACAUUUCAGCAGUGGACUACCGCUAUGAUCAAGCAGGUGGGGGUUCUGACAUUGGCUACUUGGGGCAGGUCCCUCCCAAUCUCAUGACUCCUGGAACCAGUGCACUCCGCCACACCAUUGGCACCAACCUCUCUCUGCCUGUUCCAUCCCUGCUCUCCCCUCACUCCAAGCUCAAUUUUUCUGGCUCCCUGGCCCCUCGUCUUAACCCGCAGCCCUUUGCAGGUUUUAGUCCCGUUGGGCAGCGAUUCACCCACGCACCAUCUCUCAGAGUUCAGACGGUAUACAGGUUUCUUUUCCCUUUUGAACCUGACCAGGCAUCUUCGGCUCUUCGAGUGGAGGCAGAUGCACCGGUCCAGCAGACAGUGGUGUCCCUGUAUGACUACAGCGCCAACCGUUCUGAUGAACUGACAGUGCGACGCGGUGACGUCAUCUGUGUGCUGUAUAAGGACAACGACAACUGGUGGUUCGGCCGCCUGGCGAACGGACAGCAGGGCUAUUUCCCAGCCAAUUAUGUGGCUGACGAGGGGGGGCUGGAGGCAGAGCUGUGUCAUGCCGUCGAGGGAGAGUUUGUGCAGGCGGAAGAGCCAAACCAAUCAGCUGAUAGAUCCACCCCAACAAAGGUGUCGGCUGCUGUCAGCAUUUCAGGGGAGCUCAAGUUUAUUUCAGAGCAGGACACUGACUCUGAGAUACCCAUCCCCACGGUUCAAAAAAAGAAGAAAAAGGUGAGGAAGCCAGACACCAACACAGUGGUCACCCUUAUGACCUCAGCUGUGUCUGACCCCAGUGUCUCCAGCACAUCCUCUAUGAGGAGGAAGACCAAAACUAGGGACAGGCCCAUCCCACAGAGAGGACAAGCUAACACCGCCUUUGAGCCAGACGGCUAAAUAACCACCAACAUCAGCAGUUCCCAGGCUGUGACCGAUGGAAUCGAAUAUGUCAGUGAUGGAACGUCAAAGCUCCAUGAAUCACAGGACAGGGUAGUUGUAGUGUCAAAUACUGGCUUGGUUGAACCAAUAAAAAUACAAUUCUACCCAUAGCAAGACUGAGUGGUUCAAGUCAUGGAUUUGCUCUGAACUGAUGUUGUCUCCACCCAUUUUGGGUUCAUGAAGCCUCACUCUCCCAUCACCAGGAUUUAACUUAAGAAAAAAUAUAUUCUAAAGAAAGUCUUACCCUGAUUUCCAAGUUGUGGUCCAUCAAAAAAUAUUUUUCUUCAAGGUUACAGAAUGACCUAUCUUAAGCCAUGAGGUGCGUUUUCCCUGUGUACUAAAAGCUGAUGGAGAUUAUAAGAGCCACUAUAGUGCGGCUAACUGUUAAGUAAUGGCAGUCCAGUUUAAAAUAUGGGGUACAUACAAUUGGGCACCUGUAGUUAAAAUUUCUGUUACAAUGAAUGUGUAUGUGAUCAAAAGCAAAUUUGAACUCUAAAUGGUACAGAGUUAAGCAUGAGACCUUUCUGCAAAUUUUAAUUUUAAUUUUUUUUGUUGAGGAAUUUUGGAUUGUUUUUUGUUACUUUUUAAAAAGAUGAUUACUAAGGCCCUGAUGAUUUCCUCAUUCCAGGGCUGAACUUUUAAUUCUGUAGUAACUGCAUACCUUCUGAAGUAUCCAACUGCAGUGGCUGUGCUGUCCGGAGUUAACAACCAUGGUUUAACAAAACAGUUGUCCAAGGAUUUCAGAAUGAAGAUGGUUCCACCAAGAAGGAGAAGGCUACAAAAACUCAAUGUUUCAAACUACCUAUUUCCACUGUCAGAAACAUUAUUAGAAAAUAUUCAGAAGAAUAUUUAGAGGUGUUCUGCCAGGAAGAAUGGGGAAAAAUUGAAAAGCGAGAAUUGAAAAACUAUUAGCAACUACAGGAAGCGUUUACAAGCUGUUAUAGUUGUCAAAGGAGGAGUUACAAAGUACUAACUGACAGGGUUCCCAGAACCUUUUCACAUCCCAGAGCCUUUUUCCUUUUUUUUCAUUAUUUUGAGACUGUAAAAUUUUUUUUAAGUGAUCUUGCCUUAAAAUGUGAAGAAAUGUGUCAUGUUUAACAUUGUACCAUUUAAAGGGUAGGUUCACUUGUAUAUUAAUUGUAAAAGGCUUUUUGACCAGGGGUGCUCAUAUUUUUGCACACUACUGUAUACAAGUUACACUAUAUGUGUACUUUCUUUCUUUUUUGUGUACAUUUUUUUUGUGCAUUAAUUUUAUAUAGCUCUUUACAAUAUAAUGCAAUACAUUUUAUAGAGAAUAGUUAUAUUUUGUAUCAAUUUAUGAUUUACAUAAUGUACACUAAAGACAGGAGGUUGCAUUACUAUUGAAGUAGUUUCUCAUUUUGGCACUUGAUUUAUUUUUUGCUAUAUAUGUACAUGAGGAACAUAACCUUUUGUCUUUUCAAUGUUACAUACACUCACUGAGAACUUUAUUAGGAAUACUGGGUAGGGCUUUGUUCUCAAAACAGCCUCAAUUAUUUGUCCACAAAUGUUGAAAGCAUUCCUCUGAGAUUCUGUUCCAUGUUGACAUGGAAUUUGUGCAGAUUUUUCAGCUGCACAUUCGUAUUGCGAAUCUCCCAUUCUACCACAUCCCAAAUGAGUUCUAUUGGGUUCAGAUCCGGUGACUGGGAAGGCCACUGAAGAAGAUUUAACUCAUUGUAAAGUUCAUGAAACCAGUUUGAGGCGACUUUUGCUUUGUGACAUUGUGCAUUAUCAUGCUGGAAGUAGCCAUUAGAAGAUGGGUACAUUGUGGCCAUGAAGGGAUCCACAUACCCAAAUAGGCUGUGGGAUUCAAGCGAUGAGAUCACAUUUUUCCCCCCAUUCUGAUGCUUGAUGUGAAUAUUAACUGAAGCUCCUGACUUGUAUCUGCAUGAUUUUAUGCCUUGCUCUGCUGCCACACGAUUGGCUGAUUAGAUAAUCGCAUGAAUAAGUAGGUGAACAUACUGUUCCUAAUAAAGUGCUCAGUGAGUGUAUUUGGACAAAGGAUUAGCAUAUCAUGCUACAGAGCAGAUUAAGUAGCAGGCAUCUUUGGAUUACAGAAGGUUAAUUAAUAUUUGUUACCAGAUAAUCGUGCAAUUUGUAUUUGGUCCGAACAUUUCAGAGAUCUUAUUUAUUUCUGUAUAUAUGAGUCUAAUAAUUGAUUAAUGUUCACAAUUCUGUGAAAUAAAAUCCAGGAGGAAUGACAAUAUCUUGAAAAA
Molecule: messenger RNA, 6247 nt
Organism: Conger conger (European conger)
Lineage: Eukaryota; Metazoa; Chordata; Actinopteri; Anguilliformes; Congridae
Gene: ahi1
Product: Abelson helper integration site 1
Exons: 27
Coding region: 219-3971 (1250 amino acids)
Biological process (GO): motile cilium assembly
Cellular component (GO): ciliary basal body
Molecular function (GO): protein binding
Source: RefSeq, a predicted model, not a curated record